Messenger RNA from Dromaius novaehollandiae (emu), 5545 nucleotides. It is a transcript of the gene PDLIM4, whose product is annotated as PDZ and LIM domain 4. Lineage: Eukaryota; Metazoa; Chordata; Aves; Casuariiformes; Dromaiidae. The coding region runs from base 46 to 1134 and encodes 362 amino acids. Gene Ontology annotation, cellular component: Z disc; adherens junction; filamentous actin. Gene Ontology annotation, biological process: actin cytoskeleton organization; heart development; muscle structure development. Gene Ontology annotation, molecular function: muscle alpha-actinin binding; actin binding. The record is from RefSeq and is a predicted model, not a curated record. The transcript is spliced from 7 exons.
CGGCCCGCGGCGCGGGGGGAGCGCAGACGUCAGGCCGGGCCGGGCAUGAGGCGACGCUUUAAGUGGAUGCGGAGGCGGCGCGGCGCAGAGCGGAGCGGCGGCCGCAGAGAGGCAGGCAGGCAGGCAGGGCCCGCCGCCGCCAUGCCCCACACGGUGGCCCUGCGCGGCCCCUCGCCCUGGGGCUUCCGGCUGGUGGGCGGCAAGGACUUCAGCACGCCGCUGACCAUCUCCCGGAUUAACCCUGGAAGUAAGGCAGCCCUGGCAAACCUAUGCCCAGGAGAUACUAUUCUGGCAAUUAAUGGAGAGAGCACAGAAAACAUGACACACCUAGAAGCUCAAAACAAGAUCAAAGCAUGCAUGGACCAGCUACUUCUCUCUGUGAACAGAGCUGAAGGGAAGACCUGGUCACCUCCCGUUCUAGAAGAUGGGAAGGCACAAGCUUACCGGAUCAAUAUAGAGCCGGAACCGCAGGAUAAUGGACCUGCACAGAGCAAAAAGCCAAUUUCCCCUGCUGGUGGAGGGACCCCGGUGGAUAACAAGCAGAUGCUGAAUUUGCAGUACAAUAAUCCGACCCGACUCUAUGCAAACAACAACGCUGACCCGAGCUUGCCAGCCCAGAUGAGUGGGCUCCACAUUGCUGCUUCCCAAAGCAUCGACCCCUUAAAGUCUCUUCCAAGAAACAGAAAUGGUAUUGAUGUGGAGUCAGAUGUCUACAAGAUGCUUCAGGAUUAUGAAAAGCCGGUUUCGGAGCCGAAGCAGUCUGGAUCGUUCCGAUAUUUGCAGGGCAUGUUGGAAGCUGGAGAGAAUGGUGAAAAACUCGACAGGCUGAGCAACCCCCGAAACAUCAAGCCUCCGGUAUCAAAACUUGGUGGUGCCAUGUCUGGAUUGCAGAUGCUCCCUGAGUGCACGCGAUGCGGAAACGGGAUUGUGGGCACGAUCGUCAAAGCCCGGGACAAGCUGUACCACCCCGAGUGCUUCAUGUGCGACGACUGCGGCCUCAACCUGAAGCAGAGAGGGUAUUUCUUCAUCGAGGAGCAGCUGUACUGCGAGACGCACGCGAAGGAAAGAGUUAAGCCUCCCGAAGGAUAUGACGUCGUAGCUGUUUAUCCAAAUGCUAAAGUUGAACUUGUCUAAAUACCUACUCUAUUCUUGGAGAGGUCACGAGGCGGCUUGCCCACCCACACGCAGGCCGCUGGUUUUAAAAUAUGGCUGUAAUCAGCUCCGAUUACUAAAGCCCGAGUAAAAUGCCUUUUCAUAGAUAAAACCGUUUACACUUAGGAUCUCAAGGGGACGGUGUUGAAAGCAUACGAACAGGUUUUUCUCUUCUUUUUGACACUCUGCUUUUUGGGUUGCUGUGUCAGGUUAUUAGUCUCUGCCAUAACCUUAUUCAAGAUCUGUGUAAAUAUUGAUUAAUUUUCUACUUUGUUUCAUAUAAAACCAGUAUUCCUUCCCCCCCUUCAUUUUAAAAUGUAAGGAAGAUGUUUUAAAAGCUCAAAGAAAAUAAGGCACUUUAACAAAAGGAACUGACUUCUAUACCAUUACUUUAACUUCAUACCUUCCAGUAACGCCUUGCUCUGUGGCUUCUGUAGUGAUUAAAAAUUAACCCCAUGGGGAAUCUUAGUCCCUGCAACGCAGUGUUGUGGAUGGGGGCUCCUAGGCUAAAUCAGGUUUAGACCUGAACGGAGGCAACUGUGGCGAGCAAAAGCGGUCUUUGAAAAAGCAAUUGCAAGGAAAUUCUCUGGUUGAGUGACGCUGCAGUUUGAGGCUAAUGCUGUCUGAGCUGAGUUCACCAAAAGCGCUCCACACUGUGCAUGCAACAAGGUUUUUUUUCCUGCUUUUUUUCCCCUCUCCUAAUUCAGUUGUUCUCCCUAGCAGUAUGUGUAAAGGACACCAGAACAGUGUGGAGCCUGCACUGCUUUUCACCUCCUGAAUUUCUGACCCCUUUGUUCCCUUCCAGCAAGGGUGGCUUUGCUGUGUUCAUUGACUGCCACCCAGCUUUUGUUGAAAUUCAGUCAUUUAAUUCUAGAUUUCCCAGACUGGGGGUAGCCCUGCCAUGUGGGACUGACAUUGCAGCUGUGGAGGUGGUAAUAAAAUCCACCUCAGCACUUAGAAGGUGAUUUUUGACCUGGUGAAUCCAUCCGUAAGGCUCUGAGUCCAGAACUGGUGGAUCCAGAUUUGUACCUGUGUCCCAAAGUGGAGCUGUUGCAAGGUUUGUUGUACGUUUUAUUUGAUGGGGAAGAGUGUGUGGAUCUUGGGAUGUUGUUCUUCUGUGGAGAUAUGUUUUUCAUUUUAGUGUUUGGAGGAGAGAGAUGUAUAUGUAUGUAUAUCUUAUGAAUUGUAGGCAGCCAACUACUAGAUGUAAAGCGCCUGGCACUGGGCUGCUCUCUGCCUUCCCUACAGCUGCAUGCGACGGUUUUCUGCCUGAUCACCGCAGAUGCUAACAGAGGCCACGGCCUGGGCAGCACUAGGACCCUUUCAAAACAUCUUUAUUAACAGUGCUUUAUAAAUAAGGAACCUAGACACUGUUUUCUGUUAGAGAAGCAAUUUCUGUGUUACUGUUUGCCCUAUCUAAAGCAUCAACAGGAUAUUGCUGUGGCAAAACCUCCGGUUAGUGCCCUGAUGAAUAUCUGACCCUGGUGAAAUACGUGGCAUUUGAAAUAAUAAAAUUAGGCAUGUUCCACGGACGCCUGGUGCACUGACGCUCCUGCUCCCUCCGAGAUCUGCAAGGCUGAUCCGCCCUGUGCUCAGGACAAAGGAAUUGCAGAAAUAGCUUAAAAACAAAAAGGAGAAAAAUCACCUUCUCUUUGUGUCGGAAAGCCAAAAGUUUAACUGCAUGUCGCCAUGGUUACUGUGUCAUGUUUAUAGCUCUGGUCUUUGCCUCGCAGUUAAGGGAAGAAAGCAAGACCUCACACUUGGCAUUCCUGUAAACUCCUAGUUAAGAGCAAACAGCAAGGAUCAUUUCAUCCUGCUCAGGGGAGAAAACAGGCUUUGAUCACCUCCGAGAGAAGCCUGCACGGGGCCUGACUCCGCAGGGCACUUGGUUGCUGCAAAACCUAAGCAAGCUCCAAACCCAAGUACUGCUGAUCAGAGCUGCUUCUGUUUUGCAGCAACAGCCUCCUUCCAACUCCUCACCUGAGUAAGGGCAGGAGUGUCGUGAAGAACCACCGUGUCCGUGGCAAGCAAAGCCACCAGAGCUGGGGCAGCUGGUCCCCUGCUCUCGCCUGUGCUGGCUGUCCGUGCAAGGGGUCCGAGAUGUGCAGUACGGGAGGAGGGUCAGGAGAUUUAUCCAAGCUGGUGCUGGGCAUGGACAGUUUCUGCACCACCGAGGGAGUAAGGAUUUAGGAUGUUGCAGGACCACACUUGCACCACGUGCUGUGGAGCCUUGCAGGGCUUUAAGCAGUUCCUUCUGCCACCAAACUUUGAUAUUUUGACCCUUUUCUAUUAGCUGCAUGGAGUCAGGGUCUGGCAGCCACAGGCAGGAGUCUGCUUCUUCUCUCGAGCAUAGCUGCUGACGGCCACCAAGGAGCGGCUGACCCGGGAAUGUGAAACGGGGUCACGGUACAGUGACAGCAAGAAAGUAGUAGAAGGAAAAGCCGUACACAACUGCAGGUUUUCCAGGCCUCAAAGGUCGUAAGAGCCAGGUUCAAAACCAGUCCUGGGAAACCCUGUGCUCAGCAGCCUUGCAGCACGUUCACGGGGAGGUUGAGCAGAGGGCUGCUGCUCCCGCGCGCGUGCAGCCCAGUGUUUCUUUGCAGCUGGACCGGUGCUGGCUGUGUAUGUUCCUGCUAGCAACAGAACAGCCACUUCCAACUUUCUGCCAUGAGGAUUUUAAUAAUUAAAGUACAAGAAACACAUGGAAAACUUUAUCACACCACCGAGCCUGGUUUUCCUUGUAUUUGCAUAGCUUUGCUCCGUAGAUUAGACCAUCUGAAUGGAAAUACUUUGGACAACUGUAAGUGAUUAGGAGACUAACCAUAAUCAGGUAUGAAGUGGUGUUGCCCCCCUGUUUGCAGGCCUCUGCUUGGAGCUUGUUAAUCUGCAGCUGUCAUAAACAUUUGUUCUGACUGUAUUAAUCUCACAUGUUACUGGGCCAAGCUUAAUUGGUUGUAAUAUGUUUUGUGAAGUCACCUCUUUCCUCAUCCCAUUCUGAGGCUGUAGACCAGCAGUGGGUAUUCUUGGUAAGUUCUCCCCAUCGUUAAUGGCCCCUUCUGCAGGUUCACCGUAAAUAUCGCUUAUAGUUCGUUUCUGCUGCCUUUAUGACUUUGCUUGCGAGUUCCUGCUCACUUUCUUGUGUGAGCAGGACUAUGGCAGAGCUGUUACAAGUGUCUUGUGUAGAGUCACCCUUGGUGAAGCACCUAGUGUCUCUCUGCCUCGGUUUCGCUGCCUCUUAGAUCAAGGUAAAACUUUGAGGGUGUUGUGGGACUGAGUUUAUCCACAGCUGUGAAGUGCCUUCACAUGCACCAAUGAAAAAAAUUUUGUACCAUUUUGCAUCUAGUACUGAAACCUAAGACUAAAAAUCUUUUUCCUGCAUUGGAAGAUGUUCUUCCAGGAAGCCAAAAUAUAAUCAGAUGCUGAAGGUUGUAUCUGCCCUUUUGAUACGCUUGGCUCCAAGCAGAUGCAUCACAGCCUUCUGCUUCCCACAGAUGUGUUUUAGCCAUUAAGUCAAACAUCUUCUGACUACGGCUCAUUUUUUCUCCAUGCUCAAAUACAAGUGUGGCAAGAAGGAGUGUUGAUGCCUGAGGUGAGGGUGAUCUGAUGUUACCUGGAAAUAUGCAGGAAGCCUUACUACCUUGACCCAAACCCAAGGUUUCUGAACAGGAUUGAAUUCUUGAAUUCCAGCUCAGCUAAGCAAGAGAAAAUUCACUACAGGAGUGGCCUGUCAGGAUUUUCUCCAUUUACCAUUGAGAGAACUACGUAUUUGCCAUGUUAGGCCAUAUUUCAUUCUUUGGUAGCUUUUGUCUUCUGUUCAGCCCCGGCUGGGAGGCCGUUUCUCACGCCGCAGGUGUCCUGUGUGCACGAGACGUGUUGCAACACCAGCACCAGGAACCUUAGAAAGUCAUGAAGUGUUGCAUUGCUGCCGAGGUUUGCACGUAUAAAUCAAGCAGGCUGCUCCCUUAGGGCUCCCCAGGGGCCCAGUUCAGCUGUUGGAUAAAUAACCACGCUGGGGAGAGCCGGCCUGGGGGAUUCAAGCACACCUUUCUUUUAAUUUGAAAAUACGUUCCCACAAAUCACAUUUUCCGCACGGUUGUCUCCUGAUACUCUUUCUUAUGAGUAAUCAACUCAUUUGAUCCCCUGAGGAGCUUAAAAUGGAGCCGCCUUGUGCAAUAAUAUCCCUGGUAAAUUGAUUUCUGGAUUUAUUCCCUGUCAUUUACUUUAUUUGCCUGGUAACACGUGACCGAACCAGAGUGCUGCUCUGCCUGACAAGAGUGAGCCUUACCCACGUCACCCGUUAUCUCUGCUCUUUAACGCUGUAAAACAGGGGGAGGAUGCAGCCUGCAUGAAAUACAAAAUAAAGUUGCAUUGGCGGUUCUGUGUCUCACGUGAA